UCGCCAGUAGCUCGGAGAUUGUUGGAGGUAAUAAGAGUCGAUUGUGAGCGUAAGAUUUAUAGUGAGAGGGAAGUGAGCAAUGCCUAGCACGACAGCCAAGCAAGGUGUGGACGCCAAGGCCGCAGCAGCAGAGAGGCGGCGUACCAAUAAACCUAUCAUGGAGAAAAAGAGACGGCAGAGAAUUAACGACAGUCUUAACCAGCUCAAGAACUUAGUGUUGGAAGGACUUAAGAAAGACCCGUCUCGGUACAACAAGCUGGAGAAAGCAGACAUUCUGGAGAUGACGGUGAGACAUGUGCAAGCCUUGCACCGUCACGAGCUGGCCGUCACUCAUCAGCCCGUCGAUGCGGCUGCCAAGUUUCGCACAGGUUUCGGACAGUGUGCAGCCGAAGUUGGCAAGUUUUUAGAGCGAGACACAACACUAACUGGGUCACAGCGUUCCCGCAUACUCCUGCACCUAGCGGAAACCAUGGCCAGGCUACGUAACAGUAAGUUAGACACAGCCGAAGUCUCACUCACACUCAACGGCAGUGAAUCUCGUCGCUCCCCUCACCCAGCACCCAUGGAUCCCCUGGUGAUCAAUGGAGUGUCCUUCGUUCCGACUCCCCUUCUUUCGGGACCAGUGCAGCUCGUCCUGCCUCACGGCGUCGCGGGAACGAUAGCCUGCCCUCCUGGACACUUGCAUCACGCCCCUCCUUCUCCUCCACCCAGUGCAGGAUCUCCAUCACUAUCCCUCAUGUCUUCACCACCUCCAUCUCCUGCCAGAAGUCCCUCUCCACAGCCACUUGAUCUAGCCCCCAUCCGCCAUCCCGAGGAUGACUCCUGCUGGCGUCCUUGGUGAAGGGAGCUCAAACUGUUCCAGGAAGUGGCCAUACAACCUGUUACCAGUUGCAUUCACAACACAGCUGCGAUCAUAACACAGCUGGUGCAAUUAAAACCGGAAUCCCCUGCAGUGGAACAAAUUCACAGUAUAGCAUCGCCUAACGUACAAGAACCAAUCCAGCCACCUGUAUUUCUUAGACCCAGUGACCCACCGUCGAUCAGACAACAAUUGGAGUUUGGCUGUCAUGAUCUGACAGUCGCCCUCACCCCCAGCACCACAGUACAAACACACGCCCAAGAUGUGCACCACGAUGGCAAUCAGAUAUCCUUCUACAAACAUAUGCAAAGUUAUUUAAAGUGCUAUCCUCAAUGGAAAAAAAAUAUAUAUGAAAAAAAAUCUGUGAUAUACUUAGGUUUAGUCAUCCAGUGAUUUAAAACAGUACAAAGUGUAAUAAAGUUUUUUAUUUGGA
This is a messenger RNA of Cherax quadricarinatus, 1292 nucleotides long. RefSeq names its product transcription factor HES-4. Gene Ontology annotation, cellular component: nucleus. Gene Ontology annotation, molecular function: RNA polymerase II cis-regulatory region sequence-specific DNA binding; protein dimerization activity; DNA-binding transcription factor activity, RNA polymerase II-specific. NCBI's taxonomy places the organism in Eukaryota, Metazoa, Arthropoda, Malacostraca, Decapoda, Parastacidae. Gene Ontology annotation, biological process: anterior/posterior pattern specification; regulation of neurogenesis; regulation of transcription by RNA polymerase II. The record is from RefSeq and is a predicted model, not a curated record.